This is a messenger RNA of Xiphias gladius (swordfish), 2011 nucleotides long. It is a transcript of the gene phyhiplb, whose product is annotated as phytanoyl-CoA 2-hydroxylase interacting protein-like b. Gene Ontology annotation, molecular function: protein binding. Bases 75 to 1214 code for a protein of 379 amino acids. The transcript is spliced from 5 exons. Gene Ontology annotation, cellular component: cytoplasm. The record is from RefSeq and is a predicted model, not a curated record. NCBI's taxonomy places the organism in Eukaryota, Metazoa, Chordata, Actinopteri, Istiophoriformes, Xiphiidae.
GUCGUCGCGCACGUCCGACAUCUCACGAGCGACAGCAAUUCACCGGCGGCAUCACCCAGGCUCUUUCUGCAGAGAUGGAGGUACCGGGCUUGGCGCACAGCAUCACCAGUCCACUAAGUCCCUGCGAGGGGAUGAUCAAGGACCUGAGCUUGGACGCCAUACAGCUGUGCGAACGAGAUGGGAGUAAAUCCCAGGACGGGAGCAUCUCUGAGAUGGAGGAGCUACCGGUUCCUCAGAGCAUCAAGAUCAGCAACAUCACCUGCGACUCUUUCAAGAUCUGCUGGGACAUGGAGCCGCGCAGCAAGGAGCGCAUCACGCACUACUUCAUUGACCUGAACAAAAAGGAGAACAAAAACUCAAACAAGUUCAAGCACAAGGAUGUUCCUACCAAGCUGGUGGCCAAGGCAGUGCCCCUGCCCAUGACGGUUCGGGGCCACUGGUUCCUGAGCCCACGCACGGAGUACACUGUGGCCGUCCAGACUGCAUCAAAACAGACUGACGGGGACUAUGCCGUGUCCGAGUGGAGCGAGAUCAUCGAGUUCUGCACUGCUGAUUAUUCCACCGUGCAUCUAAACCAGCUGCUGGAGAAGGCAGAGGUCAUCGCUGGCCGGAUGCUGCGUUUCUCUGUAUUCUACAGGAACCAGAAUAAAGAGUAUUUUGACCAUGCCAGGGAGGUACAGGGGAACCAAAUGCUGCCAUCAGUGAAGGACAACAGCGGUAGCCAUGGCUCACCAAUCAGUGGCAAGCUGGAGGGCAUUUUCUUCAGCUGCAACACAGAGUUCAACACAGGCAAGCCUCCGCAGGACUCCCCUUAUGGCCGCCACCGCUUUGAGGUUCAAGCUAACACAUUCUUCAACCCUGACACCAACCUGUACUUUGGAGACUUCUACUGCAUGUAUACGGCGUACCACUAUGUUAUUCUGGUCCUGGCGCCAAAGGGCUCCAGAGGUGACGAGUUCUGUAAGCAGCGGCUUCCUGCACUCGACAUCAGCAACAACCGCUUCCUUACCUGCAAGCAGGAUGAAGAAGGUGAUGGCGGUCUGGUGUUUCAUCACGCCCAGGACGUCAUCCUGGAGGUGAUCUACACGGAGCCUGUAGACCUGGCGUUGGGCACGGUGGCUGAGAUCAGUGGGCACCAGCUCAUGAGUCUGUCCACAGUAAAUGCUAAGAAGGACCCCAGCUGCAAGACCUGCAACAUCAGUGUGGGACGCUAAGAAACAGCAAAUUGAGGGGAGAGGAAGGGAAGGACUAGAGGUGACUGACCUCUAUACACACAGGAAGUCCACAUGUACUGAUGAAGCAGACCAACACAUGCAUGAAGCAGCAGAUUUAGUAGGCUCCAAGACAUGCACAGCAACAUAUCUCUGACGCACGCUCUGUACUCUCAAGAGACCAACAUUCCCAAAGAAGAGUGGAGAAAAAUAGAGGAAGGUACACUCACUGACACCUGCACCGUUGUCUCCUCAUCUUAAAGGGGUUACCCUAAAUGUUGAAAAUAUACAUUAAAACAUACCUAGAGAUAUCCACAUAAGGAACCGCCAGCUGAGAAAUCUAGACCUGGGACACCAAGAGCAAAGAUUCAUCCAUCCAUCCUGCAAGUCAACACUGGCGUACUGACCAAACCCUUUAACUGUACUAAAAAAACACGGGCUGCUUCUAUUCAAUUUUCCUGUUGUUUAUUUUAAUCUGUUGUUCCACAUUUUAUUAAUGAGCUUUGCCUUUUUAUUAUUGAUAUGCUGUUGAUCGAGUGUCCACUAUGUGUGUGGAUAAGCAUUUUGUUGUUUCCAACAACUUUGACUGUUUGUCUUUCUAAAAAUGUUUUGUUCUCAUUCCACAGUAGAGGAAAAAUCAGACUUCUUUUUACUUCCUACUAAUGGCAUGGACUGGUACUACAAUUUUCUAGGGCUGCAGCAUCCUUAGUCAUCUUUCUUUAUACCAAAGGUAUUAAAAACCAGACAUGAAACCGCUGUGGAAAUUUAACAGUACUAAUGCAACAACCUCUAAGAUUAGG